Molecule: messenger RNA, 2526 nt
Organism: Acanthosepion pharaonis
Lineage: Eukaryota; Metazoa; Mollusca; Cephalopoda; Sepiida; Sepiidae
Source: the annotation of a GenBank genome assembly
AUGGUGGAUAAUUCGAUGGUAGAGUCCAUUGCCGCUUCUCUGAUCAGGGAAUACCUGAGCAGAAAGGGGCUGAAGGCUACCCUUCGUGCAAUGGAUGAGGAGAUGCCCCGUACAGAACAAAGCAUCAGCAACAGAGUUGCACUGAUGAAACAGCUUCAUAUUGAGAAACUGAUGAAGCGCAACAAGCAAGUUGAGAAUCCCCUGCGGAGCAUGGUUGAAGUGCUUACCAAGUUUAUUCUUGAAGAAUGGGGUCUGUGCAGUGCCAUUAUUGCCAAAUCCAAUUCCUUAUCAAAAUCUCCACAGAAACCAUCAGAUAAAAAUGGAUCUGCUCUAAAGCCCUCAACUCCCACAGAGGAUCAAAUGGUUCUUGAAGAUACAAAUGAAGGUGAAACAGUUGCAGGAAGGGGCAGUUCCACAAUUCAUUUCUCUUCAUGUCUUGACCAAGAAGAAAUUCAAACCAAAAGGAACCAUCAUCCUUCCAAACAUCGUGGACAAUCUUGCCAUAUAAUUGGCACGCAUUCUUUAAGCAAAAAUAUUUCUCGGACAAAUGGAACCAAGCUGAAAGCAUCAAUAGAAUCUUACCUCGACUCAAGCAAUCCUCUUGGUGACUUGUCUGUUGAACAGAGUGCUGUCCCAAUUGCAUCAGAAUCUCCACUAUCGACUUUUCUUUUUGAUGAAUAUUCUGAUGGUCAAGGCAAGAAAUCUGACUUUAUCAUGGACUACUUCCAUCCGCAAAAUGGUAAAAGUGACGAUCCUUUGUCACCACCAGUGUCAACUUCUUCAUCCAGAUCAUCUUCAGCUGUUGUAAGCACAGAACUGGACAGAGCAAUGACAUCCAGUAGCCAGCGGUCAUUGACAUCUACAGUUAAGGAUCAGAUUAAGGAUUUAUUUACAUCGGAAUCUUAUUGCAUUGAUGAGUGCAGCAUGUUUAACGAGCAACCCCUUCGGCCGAUAAUGAAACGUAGUUCUUCAGUAGAAGCUCAGAAGAUUGGGGAAUUAGAAGAUGUUGAUGAUUUAGAAGCUGCACCACUGGAUAUGUCCGCAUUAAAAUCAACCAUCCCUUCUGCCAUGUCUGCAGUAACAACACCAAUCAACUUGAAGACUGCUAUGAAAUUGAAAAUUUUAAUUCUUGGAUCUGCUAACUCUCAAUUUAAUCCAGAAUGGUUCCGACAAAACUUAGAAUUCUCAAAUGUUCCUCUGCUACAAUAUGGAAUUGUUCAGAAAAAGGGUGGCCCAUGUGGGGUGCUUGCUGCAAUCCAAGCCUAUGUUUUGUUGGAGAUGCUCUUUGGUGAAAAUAAACUGACUUCAAGUAAAAAUCUGGAACCAAGCCCUGAAGAUUGCCGGAAUGCUUUGGCAGCAGCAUUAAGUCGGAUUUUUUGGAAUGCAGGAGAUCAAAAAACUGCCACAGUUGCUCUCUCCAGUGGCACAAGUCAUUUUAUUGGAGGCAAUCAGUGCAAACCUGAUCGUCUUGUAGAAACAUUAAUGUUGUACAAAUUUUCAUCUUUUACUGAUUUGAAUGCUUUCGUCAAGAAAAACAUAAUUUUGUUUGAAGCUGAGGGAAGCAGUGGGGUUCUAUUAGCACUUUAUUCAACAGUCUUGUCCAGAACUGUAGAAAAAAUUCGAAAUGAAAUGGAUGAACCCAAUGGAAAAUUGCUGGGUGCUUACAGUUAUUGUUCUCAGGAGAUGGUCAACUUGUUUAUGACUGGUCAAGCAGUCUCAAAUGUAUUUAAUGACAAAAUGGAACUUAAUGGGGGUACUGGAAUUGUCACUGUUCUCAAAGGGAUUCCACAUCGAAGCAACAUUGGAUUUCUAUCUCUCUUUGAACAUUAUGGCAACUGCCAGGUGGGAAGCUACUAUAAAACCCCCAAAUAUCCGAUUUGGAUUGUUUGCAGUGAGAGUCAUUUCAGCGUUCUCUUUUCUAUGAAACAAGAUCUUAUAAGUGACUGGAGAGCCGAGAGACGAUUUGAUCUUUAUUAUUACGAUGGUCUUGCCAGACAACAAGAUCCCAUACGACUCACCAUUGAUACAACAAGGUCUGAAUUUAAAGCCCCCUCAGAUGACGAUCUCGUUCCUCCCCUGGAUAAAUGCAUUCGUACAAACUAUAGUGAAACUUCUACUUCCAUCAUUUGUUCCCUUUUUCUAUUUGUCCUCCUCCUUCUCUCUCCUCGUCUCUCCUCCUCCUCGUCUCUCUCCUUCUCUCUCCUCCUCCUCCUCGUCGUCUCUCUCCUUCUCCUCCUCCUCCUUCUCUCUCCUCAUCUCUCCUCCUCCUCCUCCUCCUCGUCUCUCUCCUUCUCUCUCCUCCUCGUCUCUCUCCUUCUCUCUCCUCCUCGUCUCUCCUUCUCUCUCCUCCUCGUCUCUCUCCUUCUCUCUCCUCCUCGUCUCUCUCCUUCUCCUCCUCGUCUCUCUCCUCAUCUCUCCUCUCCUUCUCUCCUUCUCUCCUCCUUCUCUCUCCUCGUCUCUCCUCCUCCUUCUCUCUCCUCGUCUCUCCUCCUCCUUGUCUCUAUACUACCCUCUUUUUCUACUUGA